This is a messenger RNA of Rotaria socialis, 1056 nucleotides long. The record is from the annotation of a GenBank genome assembly. Lineage: Eukaryota; Metazoa; Rotifera; Eurotatoria; Philodinida; Philodinidae.
AUGUUAUUCUCUAUUGCGUACAUUAUUUUUAUCUUAGUACAAGUUUGUGCUAACGAAAAACUGGUUAGUUUAAGCAAAAGUUCAUCAACUGACGGUACACAGUGUGACAAAACGAUAAAAAAUGAUGUUGGGUCCUCGUGCCCUCAGAAAAAUCUCGAAUAUCAUUUUUCAUCCGAAGAACUUGGUCUCUUGAACCAACAUAAUCUAGUUGUUAAUACUCAAUCUUGCCCAUCAAAUCCAUCGCUUACAUGUCUCAGUGUCGAUCGGCAAUCGUUGAUUGGUGCAGGCAGUUUCGGCUUAGUUGUACGUGCUCGUUCAAGAACAUUUGAUUUUCCUAUUGCAAUUAAAUUCAUCAAACUGCCAACUAAACUAGAUAUUGUUUCGUUCAAUACAGGUGGCCGAUAUAAUCGUAUUGAUCGUACAUCACUUAUUGAAAAUCGUGGCGAUCAAAAAAGUUUACGUGAAGCUGUUGCACUUCGUCUUAUAACUGAAUAUGAAAUCCCUUCGAUACCAAAAUAUAUUGCCUAUAUUGAAACAGCAUCUUAUAGAAUUGUUGCCAUGGAAUUACUCAAUGGCUUUGAAGAACUGUCAAAAAUUAUUGAUAAAUUAUCGCCUAAACAAUUAACGUUUAUAUCAUGUCAAACAGCCGCUAUUGUAUGUAAUCUAGAUCAAAUCGGCGUAUCCCAUGAUGAUAUGCACGAACGGAAUAUAUUAAUCGAUCGUAAAAACAAUAAUAAAGUUAAUUUGAUUGAUUUUGGUGGCGCACAAUUUAUUAAUAAGCAAAAACAUUUUACAAGUACAAGUAAUUUUCUUAAGCAGCCAAUUAAUUUAAUAGGCCAUCUAAAACGCAUUAUCAAAGCGGAUUUAAUUGAUUACAUACAAUCACAAGAAAAGAAAGAACUUGGGUAUUUUUGUUCAAUGCUGGAGAAAAUUACGACAAGUAAAAGUGAGAAAGAAAAAGAAGCAAUACCUUACUAUUAUAGAUUAUUAUUUGAAAAAUAUUGGAAAUUUAAUCAAACAAACAAAAAAUUAUUUAAAUGUGCUUUAACAAAAUAA